AUGCUCUUCUGUCCAACGUGCGCCAACUGCCUGAUCAUCCAACUCGACGAUCAAGGCAACAACAAGUGGUCCUGUCACACUUGUCCAUACGAAUUCCCCAUCAUACGACAAAUGACAACGCGACAACAUCUGAAGCGCAAAGAGGUGGACGACGUCAUGGGUGGGGAAGAGAGCUGGAAGAAUGUCGACUCGAUCGAUGGUGCGUAUCUCCUCUUCUGCUGGAGGUCUAUUCUGAGAGAUUGUACAGGAUCACUGAUAUUCGAUGUCUGGCAAUGUCGUUCAAUGGUGCGCUACACAGUCCCAUGUCCCAAGUGCGAGAAUCCAAAGGCAUUCUUCAUGCAGCUGCAGAUUCGAUCUGCUGACGAACCGAUGUCUGUUCACACCGCUACCACAGCCAUGUGUGUGAUAUUCUGGACGACCAAAGAUCCUCACUACCACCUGAUCAUCGCAUCCAAUCGAGACGAGUAUCUAUCUCGACCUACCCUGCCUGCCUCUUGGCACGACUUUUCCUCGCCCACCUCUUCUUCCACUACUACAUCGUCGAUCUCUCCAUUGGUGUUGUCGGCACGAGAUUCAACGGGAGGCGGGACCUGGUUGGGAGUUACCCGCAAUGGGUCCUGGGCGAGCCUGACGAACUUCACGGAGCAAUCUGCACCACUCCCUGCGGGGUUGACCGCUUUUGAAUCCAGAGGUGCAUUGGUGAGGGAUUGGCUUGUAUCUCAAACCGCUUUCAAGGGUAAAGCGAGGGAGCUGGACGAAGUUCAACGCGAGAUCGAGGAGUACCUUUCGGAAGUUGGGAGUAGAGCGGAUCGAUAUCCCGGGUUCAACCUGCUCAUCGCCGCACUGUCUUCAUCCGGUGUGGUCGUAGGUUACACCACUAACCGCACCACCAGCGGGAGCGUAUCCCUCAACACCCCUCCUACCAUCUUCUCCCCCACCUCCAACACUCCUUCUCCCAACGGUCUGUCCAAUAGCAUCAUCACCUCUCCCUGGUCCAAAAUCAACCUCGGCUCUCACACCUUCACCUCAAUCCUCUCCGCCAACUCAGCGGACCUGCAAGAACAACUCUUCGAUCUACUCUGGACAUCUUCCCACCCCCCACCCACCCAACGAUCCGAGUUGAGAGAUUCGAUCCUCAUUUCUCCACUGCAGCUACCCGGUGUCCAAGAUGCCUAUGCAACAAGAACAAGCACCGUCAUCCUGAUAGGACUGUAUCCUUCAAAUUUUGAGGGAGAGGGGAAAGAGAGAAAAGACAUGGGAACCGGCAAAAGGCAUCGUAGACGAGAAGAGGAGGGGUUGUUUGGGCGACUGAUCUAG
Messenger RNA from Pseudozyma hubeiensis SY62, 1317 nucleotides. RefSeq lists its product as hypothetical. The transcript is spliced from 3 exons. Bases 1 to 1317 code for a protein of 438 amino acids. Gene Ontology annotation, cellular component: Golgi apparatus. The record is from RefSeq and is a predicted model, not a curated record. Gene Ontology annotation, biological process: protein secretion; DNA-templated transcription; Golgi organization. NCBI's taxonomy places the organism in Eukaryota, Fungi, Basidiomycota, Ustilaginomycetes, Ustilaginales, Ustilaginaceae. Gene Ontology annotation, molecular function: zinc ion binding; nucleic acid binding.